Metarhizium album ARSEF 1941 is the source of this 2517-nucleotide messenger RNA. RefSeq names its product nuclear matrix protein. Gene Ontology annotation, cellular component: THO complex part of transcription export complex. NCBI's taxonomy places the organism in Eukaryota, Fungi, Ascomycota, Sordariomycetes, Hypocreales, Clavicipitaceae. Bases 1 to 2517 code for a protein of 838 amino acids. The transcript is spliced from 5 exons. The record is from RefSeq and is a predicted model, not a curated record. Gene Ontology annotation, biological process: regulation of DNA-templated transcription elongation; mRNA export from nucleus.
AUGCCGGCUCUCGAUGCUCAGAACCCAGGCGUCUCUGCCGUCGCCAAGUUCGGCUCGUUAUUGGAUCAGCUUCUUGCUGAGGCUGCCGUCGUGAAAUCGGCAGCCACAAUCGAACCCACGCUCAACAAGUCGGAUUUCAAGGACAUUUCUGGUCGUGUAUGGGCCUGCGUCUCCAGUGACUCUGCCCCCGGGAACGACGAACAAGUCUCUGGGCUUCAGACACAUGAGAAAGCAAAGCAAUCCGCUGUCAUCGAGGCAGCCUCGCGGGACCUAUUUAGCAGACUGAUAGCUGCGACAUCUAUCGAAUCGCCUGAUUUUGUCAAGAUUUGGAACCUUCUUGACAUUCUUUCAAUAUUGUCCGACGACGGCCAAUGCGAUCCCGCGCUGCUCUUUUGGCUCGUCGAAGAGCUCCUCGACAGCCAGACCAUUUCGGGGUGUCGCAUAGUGUUUGAUUAUCUCGAGUCACGCCGUGAACGCAUCAUGUCCAAACAUUUUAAGCAAAAAAAUCUCGUAGUUCUGCGCAGCUGCAAUGAACUCUUGCGUCGCCUUUCGAGAGCUGAGGAUACGGCCUUCUGCGGACGGGUAUUCAUCUUCUUAUUUCAGAGUUUUCCCCUGGGCGAUAGAAGCUCUGUCAAUCUCCGAGGAGAAUAUCACGUGGAAAAUGUCACUGCUUUUGAGGAGCCGACGGAGGAGGAUGAGCAGCAACAGCAAGCGCUGAAGAUGGAGGUCGACGCUUCUAAGCGCUCGCAAAAGCUGUACGAUUCCAACCGCCUCUAUACACUAUUUUGGUCUCUCCAGGAGAGCUUCAGUCAGCCACUCAAACUAUUUGACGCUACACAUUUCAACAAAUUCAAGAGCAGUCUAGAGAUUACCAUACAGGCUUUCCAGGCCAUUCAUCAAGCCGAAGGCCCAUCCAAGGCUUUGGAAAAUUCAAGAAGAAACCUCAAGCGAAAAAGAGAGGAUGGGGGGCCCGAGGACGCUUCGGAAGCAUUCAAUCCAAAGUACUUGACCAGCAAAGAUCUGUUUGAGCUUGAAAUUAGCGACCUCUCAUUCAGACGGCAUGUCUUGGUACAGGCGCUCAUCAUUACCGACUUUCUUCUGUCGCUCUCCACAGAAACAAAGGAGAAGUUUGCCAGCCUGGACAAUACUAGCCCAAACAAAUCAGUCCUGUACAAUGAUCAGCUGAGCGAGGAAAAUACGAAAUGGGCAACUGAAAUGAAGUCAACCAUAUCAGACUACCUUAAGAGGGGCAUUGACGGACCUUACUUCUAUCGCAUGGUCGAGACCGUACUGGCUCGAGACAAGAACUGGGUAUUCUGGAAGAUGGCGUCCUGUUCAUCCAUUCAGUGCGAACCUGUUUCUCCCGAGCUUUUUGUUCAAGCAAGGAGCGUGGCGCAAAAGAUAGCCACCAGCAAACGGCUGCGACCGACGCCCAUGGGGUCUGUAUCCCUCGACUUUCUCCGCGAAAUUGACGAUGAAUCUUCCCUGAAUCAGCUCAAGACGCCUGGGAGAUAUCGACUACCAGAACUCGAAAGCUUUCAAAGAAAAAUUGCCGAUGACGACUUUGAAAUCGAGAUGCCAACAAACGACCAAACAAAGGCCGCCGCCAUAGCUGGCAAGGCCAGCAAGAGUUGGCGGGCUCUCAGAAUAGCGGCUCGCUCAAAAUUGGCAUCCUUUGACAAGAUUGACGACUCCAAGAAGGUGGACGUUGUCUUCAAGGAGCUCCAAGAUGAAGAUCAAGACGUCGACGUCGACGACGACGAGCAGGCAGCGACCGAGGACGACGUGCCCGAAGAUCGCAGCCCCGUCAUCAUAUCCGGGCCCAAAGGCGUCGGCAAGUCAGCCCUUGUCAAAAAGCUCCUCGAGCAGCACAAAGGUGUCUUUGCAGCGGUCGUACGACACACGAUUCGAGAGCCCGCAGAGGGUGAAAUCAGGGGCAAGAGUUUCCACUUUGUCACUGCCCAGGAAUUCAACCAGCUACGCGACGGCGAUCGCUUCAUCGAGUACGGGACCAGAGACGGCAUCGAGUACGGCACAAGCAGCAAGGUCGUUGAUGCGGUCGCAGAGUCUGGCAAAGUCGCCGCCGCCCAAUUUGCCAAGGACUUGGGCUUUGCAGCCCGCUACGUCCUCAUCAAGCCCCCAGCUACCGAAGCAUACCAAGCCCGCCUCUCCUCCGCCGGGUACGACGACCCCGUCAUCGAGGGCAUUCUGUCCAGACUCCCCGAUGAGUUGGAUGAUUCUAAAAUCUCGGCACUUUUCGACGUGACGCUCGCCAACGAAGAGGGGUUAGAAGACGUCGCCAAGUCUCUGGGUCAGUACAUCUUUUCAAAGAGAAACCAGGCCGAUGGGGACGAGAGCAAACGCGGAGCAGGGGAAUAUUCUUCAGGGGGACAGGAUUCGCAGGGAGAUGAGGCUGCUUCGACCACAGUGGCAGCCACGUCUGCUGGGACCGAAGCUGACGCUGCCGAGGACGAGAGCAUGGUGGAUGUCCCCGCGAACAAGACGGGCCGGAAAUAA